Patella vulgata (common limpet) is the source of this 3466-nucleotide messenger RNA. RefSeq names its product dihydropyrimidinase. Gene Ontology annotation, cellular component: cytosol; cytoplasm. The coding region runs from base 204 to 2222 and encodes 672 amino acids. The transcript has 16 exons. Gene Ontology annotation, biological process: pyrimidine nucleobase catabolic process. Gene Ontology annotation, molecular function: dihydropyrimidinase activity. Lineage: Eukaryota; Metazoa; Mollusca; Gastropoda; Patellidae. The record is from RefSeq and is a predicted model, not a curated record.
AGCUGCUGUAUUUUUGAUCACAUUUCUACCAUACGAACUUCUUGUGCUUGUUUUGCCGUUUUGCAAAUGGAACCAAUGUGCAUCUUGAAUUAGAGACCUUCGUCACUGAAAACCAGAGUGUAGAAUUUCACCCUAACAUUGAAGAAACACAGUCCAAGGCCAUUUUCAUUGUAUCACCCACCUAAUAAAUAACAAAAAGAAUCAUGGCAAGUAACGGAACUAGUGAAGAAACAGAACCAAAAGAGCAGAAGAAAGAAGAGGAAUUCGACUUUUUUGCUCCUCAUCCAAAUCCCAAACCACGAGUGAAAAACUCUUUUUUUGAAAUGGUGCCUGAUGCAUAUUCAGAAAAAUCACUCGCUUUCACAGGUGAUCAGAGGAGAGUGAAAAAAGUUCCUGAGCCAGAACCUGAAGAAGAGAAAGAAACAGAACCGGAACCGGAACCUGAACCUAUAAUAGAAGAAAUUGUUGAAUCUAAAGAAUAUUGUGUGGUUGAUGCUCAACCAUGGGACACUUCCAAAGGGAGUGCUCAGUCCAGACUUUUCUUAAAAGGUGGAAAAAUCGUCAAUGACGAUCAGACUUUUUACGCAGACGUCUACAUUGAAGAUGGCAUCAUCAAGCAACUUGGUCAAAACUUGGUUAUACCUGGGGGUGCCAGAACUAUCGAUGCUAAAGGAAAGCUCAUUAUUCCAGGUGGUAUUGACCCCCACACGCACAUGCAGCUUCCAUUUAUGGGAACAACAGCAGCAGAUGAUUUCUACAGUGGGACCAAGGCGGCCUUAGCAGGUGGAACUACCAUGAUAAUUGACUUUGUAAUAGAUCAGAAGGGAGUAUCUUUGUUAGAUGCUUAUGAAAAAUGGCGAGGAUGGGCAGAUGCCAAAGUUUGUUGUGAUUAUGCCUUACAUGUUGGUGUUACGUGGUGGAGUGACCAGGUAGCAAAAGAAAUGGAAAUUCUUUGUAAAGAAAAAGGUGUAAACUCGUUUAAAGUAUUUAUGGCAUAUAAAGAUGUGUUUAUGUUACCUGAUGAUGAUAUGUAUGCUGUAUUUAGGAAAUGUAAUGAAUUAGGUGCUGUGCCUAUGGUGCAUGCAGAAAAUGGUCAUCUUAUUGAUAUUAAAUCUAAAGAAAUGGUUUCCAAAGGUAUAACAGGACCAGAAGCACAUGAAAUGUGUCGACCAGAAGAGGUUGAAGCUGAAGCAACACAGAGAGCUAUAACUGUAGCUAAUCAAGCUAAUGCUCCACUGUAUGUAGUACAUGUUAUGAGUAAGAGUGCAGGUGAAGUAGUAGCUAAUGAAAGAAGAAAAGGUAAAGUUGUUUUUGGUGAAGCACUGGCUGCUGGUUUAGGUACUGAUGGAACUCAUUACUGGAAUAAAUGUUGGAGACAUGCUGCAGGUCAUGUGAUGGGACCACCUCUUCGUCCUGACCCUAGCACUCCUGGUUACCUCAUGGAUCUCUUAGCAAAUAAUGAUCUGUCUGUAUCUGCUACUGAUAAUUGUACAUUUAAUGCUGAUCAGAAAGCUAUUGGUAAAGAUGAUUUUAGAAAUAUACCUAAUGGAGUUAAUGGUGUAGAAGAUAGAAUGUCUAUUAUUUGGGAAAAAGGAGUUAGAUCUGGUAAAAUGGACCCAUGUAGAUUUGUAGCUGUAACUAGUACUAAUGCUGCUAAAAUAUUUAAUCUCUAUCCUAAAAAGGGUCGUGUAGCAGUAGGUUCGGAUGCUGAUAUUGUUAUCUGGGAUCCUAAUGAGAAGAGAACUAUUUCAGCUAAAACACAUCACCAAGCUGUAGAUUUUAAUAUAUUUGAGGGUAUGACCGUACAUGGUGUACCUUUGUAUGUUAUAACAAAUGGACAAGUUGUCUUAGAUGAAGGACAGUUAAAGGUGACCCAGGGAUUAGGAAGAUUUAUUGAAACACCUUGUAAUCCAGAAUAUGUUUAUGGUAAAAUACGAACCAGGGAACAAAUGUGUCAGCCACAAAGAGUAGAGAGAGAAGAUUAUACUGGACCUGUUAUAGAAGUAAUGCACGAAGUUUUAGCUAAUAAAGUACAAUCAGCUAAUCCUAUUACACCUAAAUCACCUGAAUCUUUCCAUAAUAGAAGUAAAGUAGAUGGAGUACGCAAUAUGCAAGAAUCUAGCUUUCAGUUAAGUGGUGCUCAGAUUGAUGAUGAUAAACCAAGACGAGGACAUACUCGGGUAGCUAACCCACCUGGAGGUAGAUCAACUGGUUUAUGGUAAUUUUUGGUGUGCAAUCAUAGUGAAGGCAUCUGUUUCAUUUAUCAACCAUGAAGAAGAAAAGUGCUGAAUUAAUAAAUCAUGGUUUAAUGGGUUGAUGGCUGAUUAAAUCAUGGAUGUUUUUAGAAAGAUAGCCAUUUUUUACAUGCACUCAAAAAUUUUAAAUUUGUUUUAUCUGCCCAUUUUAUCUACCAAAUAGAGUCUUAUACUUCUCAGUGCUAUUAUGUCAAUAUUAUAUUAAAAUUAUAUACUAUGGUUUUAAUUAACGCAUUUUAAAUAUUGUGUCCGACAUUAUAUGUCAAGUUCUAAAUAUCGCUUUAACAAAUAUGCUCUUUGUCAUCAGUAUGGUAAUAAUCUAUAAUAGAGGAUGAUCCAUGUAAACAGCGUCCAUGUUUUUGUGUACUUGUAUCAUUCCUAAAUUGAAAGAUUUCAAGAGUGUUUAAAAUGUACCAAAGGCUUUCGUGUGUCCCAUCAUUCAUGUAGUUGUUGAACUAGGGCAUGUGUGUUUCAUCACAACUAAAUCUAAUUCGCAAUUUCUUUCGAUUUAUGCACUGCUUGUUUAUCUUGUGAAAGGUCAACAGAUAAAAUGGACAAAGAUAUGUAUAUCAAGUUUAUGUCAAUUGUGAUUCAUUAUUCAUUUAGUGCAUUAAAAUAAUUAAUACAUACAUCCCCCCCUCUUCAUUUGUAUACAUUGUAGGCAAAUAAGGCCUUAAUUAUCAAUAUAAUGUUAAUUUAUUUAACGUAACUUUAGUGAUUAUUAGAUGGUAUACGGUGUGUAGACUAUAGUUAAAGAACUUUUUGUUUAAAGUUGUAUUAAUACAUAAUAUAAUUAUAGACGUUGAGUAUAAGCUUUAGACGAUUUCUAGGUUUUUUUUACGUAGACAUAAUUUUAACAUCUCUCAGAUUGUACAUUUGUUUAUGUUUUAAAACAAUUUAAUGUUUUUAUUGAAAUGUUAUUUUUUACUUUUAGAUUAUGCAUUAGUAAUUAUCUUUGUUUAUUCUCUUUUAUAGAUGUCUAUCUCUUUGCAUUUUACCAAAUUAUAUUGAGAUGCCUUAAUAUGAAUGAUUUCUAUAGAUUGAUUUCAAAGAUAUUCAAUGAAUAUUUUAAUUUAAAUCCAUUUUGUUCUCUUAUGGCAUAGCUAAGAAUUUUCAGAAUUAAAUCAGAAUUUAUUUUAAAUGUUUGUUUUGAUGCUAUUGCUGGUAAGUGUCUGAAGUCAAUAAAAGCAUUUGUCUCAUGUUUAAAUUUA